GCGGCUAGUAGCCGACCUGGAGCACACAGGUACCGCCGCCACCGCUUACGACGACGAAGCAGCCGCAGCCGAUGUUUUCGCAAUCUCAACGUGACGCACGUGCAUUCCGUGUGUAAUAUUCGCAAGCAAGCCCCGUACGGCAGAACGCGCAUCGCCGUAGAAGUUACGAAAUGGUCGAAUUUCCGUUGACGUUACUACUCUGGAUAGUGGCGAUGGCUACGGACCACUUGGAGAGUACGACGACAUCCAAAUCCUUGUCACGUGAUAUGCAUAAUGUGAGACACAUUGGUGCAGUCUUGGGAGAUAAGGCUGAACUGCCAUGUGAUAUUCAAAAUAUCAAGAAUUCAACAGAGUGGCCUAUUUUAAUAAUUUGGUAUAGAGGACAAGAUUAUCCCAUUUACAGUGUGGACCAACGGGAACGCUCGUUGAGCAAACAUUGGUCAGACCAAACAUUGGACGAAAGAAUUUACAACACAGAAAUCAAAGGAUUCAACGUCUUAGUUAUCGAAGACGUGCGUACAUCAGAUGGUGGCCAGUACAGGUGCCGGGAGGACUUUAAGUAUUCUCCUACGCGCAACAAUUUCAUUCUACUCGACAUUAUAAUACCGCCGAGCAGAUUGGAAAUUUUAGACAACGAAAAUAAUGUCGUCUGGAAUUCCACGUUACCACCCGUCAUGGAAAACCGACCGUUGGAAGUUGCAUGUAAAGCAUACGAUGGAAAUCCUUUACCUCGCGUCAUGUGGAAUGUACGAGGAGAAAGCGCAGAAUAUACAUAUAACACAGAUGAGAAUACAGUCACCAGCGUGUUACGAAUUGAUCGAGUCCACCGGGAAAGCCUGGGCAGAAAACUCGUUUGUGAAGCGUCGAAUAUACAAAAUACUAUUCAGUUAACAACGUCGGUCACCAUGAAUGUAUAUCUAAAACCACUUAGUGUGGCAAUCACAGGAGCCGAACACCCAUUUCUUUCCGGCGAGCCUAGCAGUCUCGAUUGCGUUUCGUAUGGUUCAAGACCUGCAGCUAACAUUACAUGGUAUCACCACGGACGGGUCAUCGAGUACGAAACAAAUAGGAUAAAGGUGGUCGAAAAUAAUAAUAUGACCUGGAGCACUUUAAAAUUAACACCAAACGAUGAUGAUAAUCAAAGUGUUGUAAGCUGCAUCGCGAGCAACAUAUAUUUCCCGAAUGAUUCAAAAGAACAGCAAAUAAUACUUGACGUUCAUUAUCCACCAAGGCUACAAAUAAGUUUAGGUAGAAACCUAAACGUUUCUAAUAUUAAAGAAGGUUCUGACGUGUAUUUCGAAUGUAUUAUUAAGGCUUCUCCGGCCAUAAUCAAACUUGAUUGGGAUCAUAACGGAACAAGUGUUGGACAACACGAGAGUCGAAGAACAAUUUUGAGCAAUCAAACGUUAGUUUUACAAUCAAUUACCCGUAAAGGUUCGGGAAGCUAUCAGUGCAUCGCCUCAAAUGCCAGAGGAAAAUCGAUUAGUGAUGCCUAUCAUAUUGACGUUAAAUACGAACCGUCUUGCAAGACCGACCAGCAACACGUGUACGGAGCGCAUAAGGGUGAGAUCGCGUGGGUAAAGUGCGACGUCAACAGCAACCCGACCCCGAUGUCGUUCCGCUGGGCGUUCAACAACUCCGUGUCUGGUCUGAUCAACGUAGCCACUUCGGACCGGACCGCGGACGUGGUCAAGUUCAGGGUGACGGAUUUCGGCACACUCCUAUGCUGGGCCACUAACUCGCUGACCACGCAGGCGCGUCCGUGCGUCUAUCACAUCGUGCCAGCCGGGAGGCCAGAUCCGCCCAGGAACUGCAUGCCGGUGAACGUGACGAGCACCCGGUUCACAGUGCACUGCGAGCCCGGAUAUGGCGGUGGACUUCCGCAGCACUUGGCGUGCAAGGUGCGGACCACGACAGGUGACCGGCCGGACGCGGUAGAAACAAGCUACCGCGGCAGGGUCGGUAACUCGGCCGUCGAGGUCACCGGGCUGCGGCCGUCCACACGGUACGUGGCCCUGGUGUACGCGGCCAACGCGAAGGGCUCCAGUCCGGGCCAAGUGCGCGUGUACGUUGAGACAGCUCCCAACCCCAAGGAUCCACGUGUCGCCGGUGAUUCGACUAGCACCGCUACCAGGUUCUCAGACGCCGCACACAUCGGUAUUUUAUUACUUGGAUGUAGUUUUGUAGCAGUCUGUGUAAUGGUGGUGGUAUACGCCAAACGAUUGGCGGCCAACGUCCGCGGACGAUCAGUAUUCCGAGAACGGCAAACUGUCAGGAUUCAAAAUGGCGAAGAAAUUCGAUUUGCAGGGUCCAAGGGUGUCGACGAACAUCCAGUUGUCACAAAAGAUGAAAGUGGAAUACCAGUUGGAUCGAAAAUACAAAUAAAAAUUCAAGAAUCUCUACAAAAUGGACGAUGUAACGAAAUUGCUUUAGAACCCUCGUAUUCGAUAUUAGCAAUACAAAACAAAAAUACUUCGUGUUCGUUACAGUUGGAAAACCGUGUGAACGACAAAAAUAAUGUCAGAUUCACUUCACGAAUGCGGAAUAGUAAUCAACUAAAGACAUGUGAAUCGUUUGUUGUGUAUCCAAACCACAAAUCGGUUCCAACACAGGAUAUGGUGUAUACCAGCAUAGCUAAACCGUACACGGAAAUAGAAAGCAUUGUAUAGAUUAGCAUAGUUCAUUUUAGUCGACUCGUCCGGGGACUAUCGCCCAGCUGUCGACGAUGGUAGUAGCCAACGAGAACAGUAACGCGUACACGCCCACCGUCGUGG
Sipha flava (yellow sugarcane aphid) is the source of this 2774-nucleotide messenger RNA. Its product is annotated as hemicentin-1-like. The record is from RefSeq and is a predicted model, not a curated record. The transcript is spliced from 16 exons. Gene Ontology annotation, molecular function: protein binding. Bases 171 to 2669 code for a protein of 832 amino acids. NCBI's taxonomy places the organism in Eukaryota, Metazoa, Arthropoda, Insecta, Hemiptera, Aphididae.